Molecule: messenger RNA, 1377 nt
Organism: Actinia tenebrosa (Australian red waratah sea anemone)
Lineage: Eukaryota; Metazoa; Cnidaria; Anthozoa; Actiniaria; Actiniidae
Biological process (GO): potassium ion transmembrane transport; action potential
Cellular component (GO): voltage-gated potassium channel complex; membrane
Molecular function (GO): delayed rectifier potassium channel activity; ligand-gated monoatomic ion channel activity
Source: RefSeq, a predicted model, not a curated record
GGCAGAAAGCAGAUUGCAAUAUUGGCCAAAACGGAAGAUGGGAAAAAUCUUAUGCUUACAGCUAAGGAAGUUGUAAUAUUCUAAUGCUAUUUAACUUUUGGAGGCUUGCUACUGCUCGAUGCUCGAAGGCAAAACACUUCAAGCAAGAUAGCUAUCAGUCCCUCUUUCCCCUGGAUACUUGGCUAUGUAAAGUCUUUCAGGCAGCGGUUCUUCAACUUGCAAUAAAGGGUGACCGUCAAUCAAAUCCGCUGACUUUCUCUGAUGGCUCUAAGCAUCUUUGUGAUUCUGGUAGUGUCCACCCAGAUGACGCAGUCUAGCCAGCAACCCACUGGAGUUGAUGGUACGGCAGAUUCAAACAACGAUCACCGUCAUUGUGAUUCGAUUCCAGUUUCAGUGGCUGUUCUUCCAUGGCCGCCUUAUGUUGGGAACGUCUCAAAUGAUUUUCAAUCAAAAGUCAUCCAACAGCUACGUGAUGAGAUAAUUCAACGGAGCCUUAAAAACCCAAUCACGUUUCGUAAAACGUCAAGCGAAAGUGAGCUCAAAAAACUAUUUAAGGCCAACCAAACUGAUAUUGGUUUUCCUUUGAUCGGACGGUAUGGUUCGGCUCCAAGUGAGGUCAUUGGAGAUCACCCAGGACUGGAAUUCCUUGUAGCACCACAAACCCCAAGCCCAGGAGAAGUGUGUAUGAACACGUUGCGGGAGUCUUGGCCUUUGUUAGCUUUGUCACUGAUCCUAUCUGGAAUGGCAGGGAUACUGAUCUGGUUGAUGGAAGUGAUUGGCAACCGAAAAGAGUUUCCGAGGUCUUUUGCCAGAGGACCAUGGGAAGGUUUUUGGUGGGCUUUCAUCUCUAUGACAACCGUGGGAUACGGAGAUAAAUGUCCUCGUUCAGUAGCAGGGCGCUGUUUUGCUAUUAUUUGGAUCUUUGCCGGUCUCAUCCUGGUUGCUGUGUUCAUGGCCAACGUGACAACAGCUCUCACGUCUGUCUCCAUCAAACCAGAAUACAAGCUAAGCGAGACAGAGGUUGGUGUGGUAUCAAAAAGCCUUGAAGAGGAACUUGCCAGAAAUAAUAAUGCAGAAGUAAAAGUAUUUAAGAAUUACGACGAGCUUAUGACUGCAUUCCGUCACCAACGCAUACCAGGAAUUGUCAUUGAUCGCUACACCGCUGGGGUACGCCUCGAGAACGAGACGGGCCCCUUUCGUCAACACAUUCUUCAGGGCAAGCAUUUUUCGCUCCGCAACAAGUACCAAUUGAUUGCCAAUAUAUCUUCGAAUUUUGAAAAGAUCAUAAAUGAUGAAUGCGACGACUACAACUACGAACAAAUCUUAGAAUGCAUCGAGGAAGUCAUGACCAAACAUUUACUUGAAAGGAAAAUACAG